AUGGGAGAUCGAUGGGAUAGUGUGGGCGUGUUUGUUGAGCACAAAUGCUCAGAACACAUACCUGGUGUGAUUCAGCUUCCAAAUGGCAUACAAGACGAUGUAGAAUGUGGGACUAAAGAGGAAGAACACAGUCAGAAUGAUGAGGCCGAUAGACCUAAAGAAGAUGACGAGCCAGAAGUAUCAGAAGAUGAGAAUCCAGUUGAAAAGGAAGAUAACACAUCUGUCUUUGUGGAAGGAGAAAACUCUGUUCCAGAUAAAGAAGCAUAUGGAACUGGUAUAGAGGAAGAAGAGAGAGAUGAUGACAGUGAAGAUGAGAGGGCGCCAGUAGAUGUUGAAUAUCCAGACACACCAGUAGAGUCUGAAGAUGAAUGGGAAGAAUGGAACCGAGAGCGUAAAGGAAAAGGGAAGAGAACUUCUAAGCCUCCAUCUACAAGAAGAAGAAAAACUCAGCCUGUUCACGCCACUGGAUCAUCCUCUCAGCAUGUUCACGCCACUGUCUCAUCCUCUCAGCCUAUUCGCACUACUGGAUCAUCCUCUCAGCUUGUGGAAGCCACUGGAUCCUCAUCUGACCCCAAGCCUCAUGCCAAGAAACCUUCACGAGGACCUUGA
Molecule: messenger RNA, 609 nt
Organism: Eruca vesicaria subsp. sativa (arugula)
Lineage: Eukaryota; Viridiplantae; Streptophyta; Magnoliopsida; Brassicales; Brassicaceae
Source: the annotation of a GenBank genome assembly